CCUCCUCCUGCAAACGCGCGAGUGGUUCCAGCGGGGACUCCAGACAGGACAAGCGGGACGGAGGCGCGCCGGCCGGUCUCUGCGGGAAGAGAGGGCAGAGUCCAGAGUCUCUGAUGUUAGGUAAUUAAUUCAAGAUGUCUGGAGGUUCCGUGGUCUCAUUCAGCGGUGUGGAGUCAUGCCUCUCUUCUCUGAAAAGCUGCCAGUUAUACAUAAGCUCUGGGAUGGAUGUCACUACAAAAGUUGCUCUUGAUCUUGUGGAAAAUCACAAUGACAUGGAAGACGUGAAUAAAAUGGAAAAGGUGAUGCUGGAAUAUGCAGCCAUGAGCAGAGAAGUAAGCCAUUAUAUGCAAGCAGUGGAAGAUACUGUAAAUCAGAUAAAGCGAGAAAAACCAGAAACAAUACCAGAUUUAAAAGAUUUGGUCCAAGAGAAGUUUGUGGCCCGGGAGAGAACGAACAAUGACGGUCAGCUUCAAAGCAAUGAACAAUUUGUCACUUUUAAGGAACAGCUGAAGCAAAUGAAAAUACAGUUUGGCGUUCAGCCAGAUACAGAAGAAAGUCAGACCCUUGAACAAGUCGAUGAAGAUCUAGCCGUGACACAAAGUCAGAUGAAUUUCAAGUGCCCCAUUACACAGGAGGAAAUGAAGAAACCAGUCAGAAAUAAAGCCUGUGGUCACACCUAUGAAGAGGAGGCCAUCCUGGAAAUAAUCGUGCGCAGAGAGAAACAUAACAAGAAAGCUCGCUGCCCCCAAAUUGGCUGUAACAAUGCUGAAGUCAAGAGAUCAGACCUGGUGCCGGAUGAAGUGCUUAAAAGAGCAAUCGACCGUCAGAGUAAACAGAGCCAGUCAACACAGUAGAGGUCUGCUGGCGCUCUGGUGGUUGUUACGACAAAGAAGAUGGGGUGUUAGAAGAGGUCGCCAGUGAUAAAUUGCUGAUUGUUCCGAGGGUUGUGUAACGGAUUGUUAUUUAAAAUAUUCCAGUUCCAGGCAAAGUUGAAGGUCUGACUUGUUGCUUCUGAAAGCGUUUCCAUUACUGUUGAGAGACUUCUCCUCCAACUUGCUUUGUUUUGUUUUUAAAAUUCCAUCCUGUAUUUUACAGCUUGCGUGUUAUAAAUAAAAGGUGAGGGUUUCCCUUU
Molecule: messenger RNA, 1132 nt
Organism: Eublepharis macularius
Lineage: Eukaryota; Metazoa; Chordata; Lepidosauria; Squamata; Eublepharidae
Gene: NSMCE2
Product: NSE2 (MMS21) homolog, SMC5-SMC6 complex SUMO ligase
Exons: 7
Coding region: 135-854 (239 amino acids)
Biological process (GO): protein sumoylation; protein ubiquitination; double-strand break repair via homologous recombination
Cellular component (GO): Smc5-Smc6 complex; nucleus
Molecular function (GO): zinc ion binding; SUMO ligase activity; ubiquitin-protein transferase activity
Source: RefSeq, a predicted model, not a curated record